Colletotrichum godetiae is the source of this 1404-nucleotide messenger RNA. RefSeq names its product permease for cytosine/purines, uracil, thiamine, allantoin-domain-containing protein. The coding region runs from base 1 to 1404 and encodes 467 amino acids. Lineage: Eukaryota; Fungi; Ascomycota; Sordariomycetes; Glomerellales; Glomerellaceae. Gene Ontology annotation, cellular component: plasma membrane. Gene Ontology annotation, biological process: transmembrane transport. The transcript is spliced from 4 exons. The record is from RefSeq and is a predicted model, not a curated record. Gene Ontology annotation, molecular function: transmembrane transporter activity.
AUGGCCGCGGGACACGAGACGCCCGCUCUUGUGGAUCUUGAGAAAAAGCUCGGAGACGAUGCCGACAAUGUCUCCAUCGGAGCAGGCUCUCAGGACCCUCCACCAAGGAGCUGGCUUACCAAGUUGCCGAGAGCCUUAUUGAGCUCUGCCGAGACUCGAGGCGUAGCGCCGGUUCCGAUCGAAGAAAGGACCGUUAGGAACACUUUGCAACUAUUCACGCUGUGGCUCACUGCGAACUGCACUACCCUUCCAAUGACCACCGGCAUAUCCGGAACCUUGGUCUUUGGAUUAGAUCUUGCUGUUGCUUCGGCUGUCAUCGUGAUCAGCACCCUCAUCUUCAUGCUUCCUAUUGCCUGGCUGGGUACGAUGGGGCCCAAGACUGGGAUGCGUCAAAUGAUACAGACGAGAUACUACUUCAGCUAUUACUUUGCCGUUGGCAUUGCGUUGCUACAAAUUGCCACGUUGAUAGGCUACACUAUCAUGACGUCUAUUGUCAGUGGGCAGACUCUCACGGCUGUGUCCCAAGGCGAUCUCAGCUUGGCUGUUGGUAUCACAACCAGUGUUGUUGGCGCACUGCCCAUCUCCUUUCUGGGCUACAAGUACUUGCAUUAUAUUGAUCAAUACCUGUGGGCUCCAUCUCUUGUUGCUCUCAUAAUUGUUGCCGAUGUCCGUGGGAAAUCGUUUGCGAGGACUGGUGCGGAGUCCGUUGUUAUCUCACCAAGAAGUUUCUUGACAUUUGCCGCUGCGUGUGCAAGUCUGUGUACUAGUUGGGCUCCUUUGGUCUCAGACUUCGCCGUAUAUAUUGACCCUUACACCCCAAGAUUCAAGAUCUUCUUAUGCGUCUACGCAUGCUACAGCGUACCUUCAAUUUUGCUACUAAUUCUGGGUGCUGCUGCAGGUGCCGCUGUGCCAGGAAACGAUGCUUGGGCUGAGGCGUACGGACUAUACUCCGUCGGCGGUAUCAUCAAUGCUAUGAACUCUCCCCUGGGCGGAUUUGGAAAGUUCGUCUCAGUCCUGCUGGCGUUCUCUGUGCUCGGCCUCACGGCGUGCACUCUAUACUCACUCUCUAUUAGCUUUCAAUCCCUUUACCCGAUUCUCAGUCGUCUUCCCCGAUAUCUGUACUCGGUUGUCAUUGUGGCGAUUAUUGUGCCCAUCUCGAUCGUCGCCAGCUCCAACUUCUACAACUCCCUAUCCAACUUCCUGAGCGUCGUUGGAUAUUGGACGGCUUCUUACAGUAGCAUUGCGCUUACUGAGCACUUCUGUUUCCGUCGUGGUCGUGCUUACAACGUCUCUAAUUGGGAUAAUCCCAAAGCAAUCCCGCUUGGAUUUGCGGCCGUGGUAUCGCUUUGCUGCUCUUUUGGGCUGAUCGUCCCUUUUAUGGAAACCAUGUGCGUUGGAUCCUGA